Molecule: messenger RNA, 1575 nt
Organism: Metarhizium brunneum ARSEF 3297
Lineage: Eukaryota; Fungi; Ascomycota; Sordariomycetes; Hypocreales; Clavicipitaceae
Molecular function (GO): ATP hydrolysis activity; ATP binding
Source: RefSeq, a predicted model, not a curated record
AUGCACGGGAAGUGGUCCGCCUACAUUGUCAGUGGCAUCAUGCCCCCGAGGGCUCUGGACGGACGAUACGACGUAUAUGUAUGGUUUGUCCGAGCGCGCGGUAACACCCUUGUCCGGGAAUUUACCAAGUUCUCGGUAGAGAUGUGGGAGGGUGAAGUCCCAAUCACUAGCCUCGCAGUGGUCCCUGAAGAAUAUUGGAUGGACGACCUGCAAGGCCAAGAUGGGAAGAAGCCAAGGAUGCCCCUGCGUCAGAAGCUCAUCGAAGAAGGGAAAUUGCUUUGGGAACUUCUCAAAGAGCCCACCUCCAAGCAAUACAACGGCGAGCUCGUCGAUGAAGGCAUACACAUCAAGGAUACUCAAAAGGGACUUGUAUCAGGACGUGUCAUUUGCGACUCGCCCGGGUUUGGCGAAUACUGCCCCGACAUGAAGCAGCAACUACAAUGCCAACCAAGAUUAACACGUCCAAGGUCACCACCUCCAGAGAACCAAUGGGACUUGAAUCAACUUCCACAGGCUCCCCCUCGUUGUGCCUGCCGUCAUUGCAUGUCCAACCGAGAACAUCACCCUGAAGAAGUUAUGUUCCAUGAGUUCAAACCCGUCAUCCCUGCCAUCGACGAAACACCCACAACCGACCUCUUCUAUGUCGUCUGCAGCGGACUCAUACCCGGCUUCAUAAUGGCCUCCCGCCGCUGGGGCAUCUUCCAAGUCUCCAAUCUCUCGGAUAUCAAACAGGACAAAGAAGCAUUCAAGUACCUCGUACUAGACGACAAGAUAAAGCGCACCGUCAAAGCCCUGAUCAGCCGCUUUGCCGCCUCUGUCAACAAGAAGCUCUCCCCCUGGGGAAACGACUUUAUCAAGAAUAAAGGCGAAGGCCGCAUCUUCCUCCUCCACGGCCAGCCAGGCGUUGGCAAAACCUCAACGGCAGAAUGCAUCGCCGAGCUCUCCAACCGGCCCCUCAUGGCCCUUACAUCCGGCGACCUGCUCAGCUCUCUCGACGACGUGGAGAAGAACCUGGCCUACUUCCUCGCGCUGGGCCAGCGCUACGGCGCGCUCGUCCUCCUCGACGAGGCGGACGUCUACCUGGAGCACCGGACCGCCAGCGACGUUGCCCGCAACGGCCUGGUGUCCAUCUUCCUCCGCGCACUGGAAUACUACCGCGGCGUAUUGUUCCUCACCACCAACCGGGUGCAGUCUUUCGACGCCGCGUUCCUCAGCCGGAUCCAUGUCGCGCUGCACUACAAGAACCUCAGCAACGAGAACCGGGAGCGCAUCUGGGCACAUAGCUUCGAGAGACUUGUGCGCGAUUCAGACGGGAAGAUUCAUGUUUCUGCAGCGGCGAGAGACUACGUCUUCCAUCAUGCGGGCGUUCAAUUGCUGAGGUUGAAUGGGAGGGAGAUUCGGAACGCGAUGCAGACGGCGUUGGCGUUGGCAGAGAGCGAGGCUGAAGACGAAGGGGAUGAAGUCGUCACCAUACGGGCGAGCCACUUGGAGGCCGUUGUAGAGAUGAGCUCGAGCUUCAAGGGCUAUAUUGCGCGCCUGGAGGGGCGAGACGGCUGUGAGGGGGAUGCGAAUUGA